Molecule: messenger RNA, 4865 nt
Organism: Octopus bimaculoides (California two-spot octopus)
Lineage: Eukaryota; Metazoa; Mollusca; Cephalopoda; Octopoda; Octopodidae
Biological process (GO): regulation of gene expression
Cellular component (GO): nucleus
Source: RefSeq, a predicted model, not a curated record
UUUCAAUAUUGAGGGUGGCGACUGCUAGAUACACCUACUACCACAAUCUGUCUCUACCUCUUCCCACCACCCACUCUACUCCCUAUAGUAUUGGACUGCGACACACAGACAGACAAGGUGGUGGUCAUUUGUCAAUUGUCCCUUCCAUCACACUGUCACCGUCGUAGUGGUUGAGUGAUUGAUUGAUUUGUUUGUUCAUUUCUGUCCCCAUUGAUGAACAACUAAUGUCGUUGUCGGCUUCAAGACUAAUGACUGGAUAAAGAGAGUGACAAGGGAGUGUUCACAACAAGAUGCAGAACAAAUAUAGCAGGGACUUUGGAAACACUCCACCACACAUAACAGUGGUAUUUUCUGCAUGAACGUAAGACAUGUAAUACUUGCCUUCGGCUUGUUUCAUUCAUUAAAGUGCGGCCAUGCUGGGGCACCGCCUGGAAGGAUUUUUAGCCGAAUGACUCGAUCCCAGAACUUGCUAUAACUCUAAAACCUGGUUCUUAUUCUAUCGGUCUCUUUUGUCAUACUGCUACGUUACAGGAUGUAAACACACCAACAUUGGUUGUCAAGCAGCAUUGUCAAACACACAUGCAAAAACACUCACAUGCACACACAAACACACACACACACAUAUAUCAUAUACCCCAUCAUCAUUGGCUGCUGAAUGAUGAUGAUGAUGAUGAUGAUGAUAUAUAUAUAUGUACACAUGUGUGUGUCACCGACCACUGCUUUUUGUUUCUUUGAAGAAACCAGAAAAUUUCCUGCUGUAUAGUUUCAAAAAAUGCCCAACUUAAGUAAUGCAAGAUGGAAUUCUUGAGCAAAACUAGCUCUUUUGGCAUUUAUUCUUCUACCAGAUAAAAGUUUUGUUUGUCAACGUUUGUUGAUUCAUCUCUUAGAGCUGGGCAGAUUUUUGGUUUACUGACCAAAUGUUCAAUGCACAUGAUUAUCAGAAGUUAUGUGGUAGCCAGCAAGUUCAUAAAAAAGCAUUGAACUCCGUAAAAAAACUUUUGGACUCCAUCAAAACUGGAAAUUCCCAGAACGAAUCAGAGUGCAGAAUGGGCAACCAAGGGGCGGAGGUGUUCCACCUCCCUGUCAGAGCUGAUAAAAGACCACAGCCAUCCACAAUCCAUGCUACAGGAACAUAUCAACUUUUCCAGUCUUGAUAUUCAGAUUAAACUGUUUCUAUUCCAUAGACAUAUUCUACAUUCUGCAAGGAAUCGUUUGUCGGCAGAAAAUCCAGGAUACUUUCAUUAUAACCAAACUCUGUCUGUUUAAUGCCGUCACUUUGAAGAACUUUAACAAUGGAGAAAACCUUCCGGCAAAAACUCCUCGCCAAAUACAGUAAUCUGAAUAACAGAAGUGGGAAAAAGUUCUCCUUUCUCAAGAACUUCUCCUCCAAUUCUUCUGAAAGUACUCCUAAAAAGUUCUCCUUUCUUAAGAGUCCUUCUACAAAUUCUUCUGAAAAUCCUACAAAAAAUGCCAGAGAAAGCAAAGUAACUUUGCAACGGGCUUUUUUUUGUGACAUCUGUGACAAAUCAUUCUCUCGAAGUAGUUAUUACAGCUGGCAUAAAAUGAACCAUUCUCUUGGCGAACCAGUGCCAAAAAUAUCACUGAGUAAACGAAAACAGAAACUCUGUACAACCCACAAAUGUGAUAUCUGUGAGAAAGUCUUCUCUAGGUUUGAGUAUUUACGACUUCACCGACUGAGCCAUGUUGAGGAGAAACCAUUUUCUUGUGAGACUUGUGGACAGUCAUUCAUACAAGCUAGUCUGCUAAGAAACCAUGAGAAAACUCAUGCUGAUGGCAAAAUCUAUAAAUGUGAAGUUUGUGAAAAAGAAUUUUCUAAGAGUUGUGAUCUAAAACGCCAUCUCAGUGUCCACCUGAGUGUGAAACCAUUUAAGUGUGAAAUUUGCUCUCGCAAUUUCUCAAGGAAUGACUAUUUGAAAUCUCAUAUGCUGAGUCACACAGGCAGCACUCCAUUCAAAUGUAAAACUUGUGGGAAAGGAUUUGUUCGACGGUUUGCUUUAGAAAACCAUGCAAGGACACACACAGGUGAAAAACCCUAUGUCUGUAGCAUUUGUGGCAAAACUUUCUCUCAAAAAUCAGGCUGGAUGUCACACUCAAAGAACCAUGUCGACAAAAAGGCUUUUGUAUGUCGAGUUUGUGGGAAAGGGUUCACACAGAUGUACUCGUUGAAAAGACAUGAACGCACGCAUGCUGACAAAAAACCUUACAGUUGUGAAUAUUGUCAGAAAGAGUUCUCACAGAGUGGACAGCUAAAGUCGCACCUGGCCAUUCAUACAGGAAUCAAACCAUUCAAAUGCGAAGUGUGUGGUAAAAAUUUUGCCCAAAAAUCCAUCUUGACAAAACAUGAGCGGAUUCAUGCUGAAAUUAAACCGUACAGUUGUGAGGUGUGUGGCAAAGGGUUCACACAGAACUUCACCUUACAGAUACAUCUGAGGAACCAUACAGGGGAGAAACCUUUCUCCUGUACUUAUUGUGAUAAGGUAUUCUCCCGUAAAGACAGUUUAAAUAAUCACAUCAAGAACCAUACAGGUGAGAAAGAUUUCUGCUGCAGAUAUUGUGAUUCUGCUUUCACAAAAAGUUCCACUUUGAAGCGACAUGAGAUGACACACACUGGGGAACGGCCUUAUGUUUGCCAAAUUUGUUCCAAGGCUUUUGCAAAGCCAAGCGAUCUCAACCGUCACAUGAUUACACAUACUGGCGCCAAACCAUAUACCUGUAAUAUAUGUGGGAAGGCAUUUUCUCGUAAUGAGCACCUGAAAAAACAUGAGACUACUCACUCGCUCACUUACCAGCCAUGGCUACUCUAACUGAACUCAAUCCACCUCUUCCCAACCCAAUCACUUCCACAUAAUUGAACGAAAUUCUCACCUUUGACCUCUCUUUGAAGUCCAGUCUGUUAGAUGACUUUCAAAAGUUUUCAUUUUCUUCCCUCCAACACUUGCUGACACAGGUAGUUCACACCUAGUAUUUAUACAAUAAUAGUGGCAUUUAGAUUGAUGUGAUACUCCUCCCUGCUUUACUCUGAGUUUCAGGAUAACAAGACAGGAUCCAGUUGGAUCUUAUUUUAGUACUCCGUCCCUUCUAUAUAAUUACAGCACCCAAACACACAAAGGGACCUGUCUUUGUUAGGGUUGACUCCCACUGGAAGAAGAUACACUGGCAGACAAUGAAAGACAAACACAACCAUUAAGGUAACUGAAACUGCUAGAAAUAGCAGCUAAAUCUCCCCCACACCUUACAGUCUGAAUAUAAGAUGACUAGAAGGUUUGUCUAUCAACAAUCUUUUGGACUAGAGCUGACUUGUGAGCUAAACAAUAACAACGACAACAACAGCAUGUCCUCAUUAAUAUCUUAACGACUCUUUCAGAAACACUUCUCAUCCAGUUGCUGCUGCUGUUAUGGUUUUCCCAUAUUACUCGAAAGCCAUUUUUCCUAUUGAUUUCAACCAAACAUUAAAAAGUUCUUCAUCUCCUCACGUAAAUGACACCUGGGAGAGGUUUGAGUGAGUGCGAAAUGAAGUAACAGACCAAGUGGAUUCCUACAAUUCCUCUGAUGAUGAUGAUGAGGGUGGGCUUUGCUAACUGAUAUUCUAAGUCACCAGGAACAUGUCAAUGGUUGCUGUUAAAAGCUUUUGAAGUCAAAGGAUUCAGUACCACCUGGCUAUUUCACGUAAACCUGCCAUCUUCUGUGGGGACUUAACGUGUAUAAUUUUCUCAUGUGUCAACUACACACACAUACACACAUUGAUAUGAAUGUACAAUCAGCACACAAUAUGUGUAUAUAUAUAAAUAUAUGCGUUAUUUACAUUAUUUACAUUUGACGGAUAUUUGUCCUCAUCUUGUUUGUUGCUAACACAACGUUUCAGCUGAUAUACCCUCCAGCCUUCAUCAGGUGUUUUGAGGAAAUUUCGAACCUGGAUUCUCAUUCCUAAGGUAUUUUUCGAUAUUGUUGUUGUUGUUGUUGUUGUUAUUCAAGUCACUGCCUGGAAUCAACUAACCCCAAGAUUCUGAGUUCAAUUCCAGGCAGUGACCUGAAUAAUAAUAAUAACAUUGAAAAAUACCUUAGGAAUGAGAACCCAGGUUUGAAAUUUCCCCAAGACACCUGAUGAAGGUUGGAGGGUAUAUCAGCUGAAACAUUGUGUUAACAACAAACAAAAUGAGGACAAAUAUCCAUGAAAUGUAAAUGAUGUACAUAAUUCCUCAUUUCUUGAAUACAAAACUGUAUAAAUAUAUGGGCAUGUCAUAUAUUUUUAUGUGUGUGUGUGUGUAUAUGUGAAAAGUAUUUUCAUAUUGGGAAGAGUAACAGUAGAACAACAUUAUAUUGUUGUGGUAAGUGAAGUUUCCAAUGUUUUGGACAACAGCAUCUUUCAGUGGUUCAGAUGAUAGGAGAGAAAAAGUAGAGACAGCAACGUUUUACCUCCUCAGUAAUAACGGGGUGGCAUCACCACUCAGCAGUGUACGUGUGUGCAUGCAUAUGUACAUAUGUUUAUGCGUAUAUAUAUAUAUAUUAUACAUAUGGCAGUGAAACAUGGGCUGUAACUGCUGAGGACAUACGUAAGCUCGCAAGGAAUGAAGCCAGUAUUCUCCGUUGGAUGUGUAAUGUCAAUGUGAAUACCCGUCAGAGUGUAAGUAUCUUGAGAGAAAAGCUGAACAUUAGAAGCAUCAGUUGUGGUGUGCAAGAGAGACGAUUGCGCUGGUAUGGACAUGUGGUGAGAAUGGAUGAGGAUAGCUGCGUGAAAAAGUGCCACACCCUAACAGUUGAGGGAACCCGUGGAAGAGGUAGGCCCAGGAAGACCUGGGCUGAGGUGGUGAGGCAAGACCUUCGUACAUUGGGCCUCACCGAGGCGA